Quercus lobata is the source of this 5798-nucleotide messenger RNA. Its product is annotated as clathrin heavy chain 1-like. Gene Ontology annotation, biological process: receptor-mediated endocytosis; intracellular protein transport. Gene Ontology annotation, cellular component: chloroplast; plasma membrane; Golgi apparatus. The transcript has 30 exons. Lineage: Eukaryota; Viridiplantae; Streptophyta; Magnoliopsida; Fagales; Fagaceae. Gene Ontology annotation, molecular function: structural molecule activity; clathrin light chain binding. The coding region runs from base 179 to 5314 and encodes 1711 amino acids. The record is from RefSeq and is a predicted model, not a curated record.
AUUUUUGCAUUGACUAAUAAUAAUCGCGAAGGUACAACCCAAAGAAGCAGAAUAGCCCGCCGAGUACCUGUACAAGUACAAGGAGGAGACUCUCUCUUUACUCUCCCAGAUCUGUGCACCAUAACCAUUUCUCUUUCUCUCUCGCAGAGGGUUGUUGUACCCUCCGAUCUACACCACCAUGUCUUCCUCCAUGUCUCCAACCAGGGAUUCCGUUUCGGCUCCCAAGCCUCCCAUCACCAUGAAAGAGACCCUAACGUUACCAAGCAUCGGGAUUAACCAGCAGUUCAUAACGUUCACGCACGUGACAAUGGAAUCGGACAAGUACAUAUGCGUGAGAGAAACGGCGCCUCAGAACAGCGUUGUGAUCAUUGACAUGAACAUGCCCAUGCAGCCUCUCAGGCGCCCUAUCACAGCCGAUUCCGCCCUCAUGAACCCCAAUUCCAGAAUUCUCGCUCUCAAAGCUCAAGUUGCGGGAACUACCCAGGAUCACUUACAAAUAUUUAACAUUGAACUGAAAGCAAAGAUCAAGUCUCAUCAGAUGCCAGAACAGGUUGUCUUUUGGAAAUGGAUCACCCCAAAGUUGCUAGGCCUUGUCACACAAAGCUCAGUAUAUCAUUGGUCAAUUGAAGGUGAUUCUGAGCCUGUGAAGAUGUUUGACCGAACUGCUAAUUUGGCAAAUAAUCAAAUAAUCAACUAUCGUUGUGAUCCUACUGAAAAGUGGUUGGUUUUGAUUGGUAUUGCCCCUGGUUCGCCUGAGAGGCCACAGCUGGUCAAAGGAAAUAUGCAGCUCUUCUCUAUGGAUCAGCAACGUAGUCAAGCUCUAGAAGCACAUGCUGCAUCAUUUGCCACUUUUAAAGUUGCAGGGAAUGAAAAUCCUUCAAUUCUAAUUUGUUUUGCCUCAAAGACCUUGAAUGCUGGACAAAUUACAUCAAAGCUGCAUAUUAUUGAACUUGGUGCCCAGCCAGGCAAACCAUCAUUUACCAAGAAACAAGCAGAUCUAUUCUUUCCCCCAGACUUUGCUGAUGACUUUCCAGUUUCUAUGCAGGUAUCGCAAAAAUACGGUUUAAUAUAUGUGAUCACAAAGCUUGGACUUCUUUUCGUGUAUGACCUAGAGACAGCUACUGCGGUUUAUAGAAACCGAAUCAGUCCAGAUCCUAUAUUUCUGACAUCAGAAGCUGCAUCGGUUGGGGGCUUUUAUGCUGUUAAUAGACGUGGCCAGGUGUUGCUUGCCACUGUAAAUGAAGACACAAUUGUAAAAUUUGUUAGUGACCAGUUGAAGAAUUUGGAACUUGCUGUUAAUCUCGCCAAAAGAGGAAACCUUCCUGGUGCAGAUGAGCUGAUUAUCCAGCGGUUUCAAGAGUUGUUUGCUCAGACAAAGUAUAAGGAGGCUGCAGAGCUCGCUGCAGAGUCUCCUAAUGGAAUACUCCGUACUCCUGAUACUGUUGCUAAAUUUCAGAGUGUUCCUGUGCAAGCAGGGCAAACACCACCGUUGUUGCAGUACUUUGGAACUCUGUUGACAAGAGGAAAACUCAAUGCUUUUGAGUCUUUGGAACUGUCACGCCUUGUUGUAAAUCAGAAUAAAAAGAAUCUUCUGGAGAAUUGGUUGGCAGAGGACAAACUUGAAUGUAGUGAGGAGCUUGGAGAUCUUGUGAAGACAGUGGAUAACGACCUUGCAUUGAAAAUAUAUAUCAAAGCUAGGGCAACUCCGAAAGUUGUUGCAGCAUUUGCUGAGAGGAGGGAGUUUGACAAGAUUUUGAUUUACUCAAAGCAGGUUGGCUACACACCUGAUUAUUUGUUCCUUCUGCAAACGAUUUUGCGGUCUGAUCCCCAGGGGGCUGUUAAUUUUGCAUUAAUGAUGUCUCAAAUGGAAGGAGGCUGCCCAGUUGACUACAACACCAUAACAGAUCUGUUUCUUCAGAGGAACUUAAUCCGUGAGGCAACAGCAUUUUUGUUGGAUGUGCUGAAGCCUAAUCUCCCUGAACAUGGAUUCCUUCAAACAAAGGUUUUGGAAAUUAAUCUUGUGACAUUUCCAAAUGUUGCUGAUGCUAUAUUAGCCAAUGGUAUGUUCAGUCAUUAUGACCGCCCACGUAUUGCACAGCUUUGUGAAAAGGGUGGCUUAUAUUUGCGGGCCCUUCAGCACUAUACAGAGUUGUCUGAUAUUAAGCGUGUCAUUGUGAAUACACAUGCUAUUGAACCACAGUCUCUUGUUGAGUUCUUUGGAACCCUUUCGAAAGAAUGGGCACUUGAGUGCAUGAAAGAUCUUCUACUGGUCAAUCUUAGAGGAAAUCUUCAGAUAAUUGUGCAGGCUGCCAAAGAAUACUCUGAGCAGUUGGGUGUUGAUGCAUGCAUAAAACUAUUUGAACAGUUCAAGUCCUACGAAGGAUUAUACUUUUUCUUAGGGUCAUCUUUGAGCUCCAGUGAGGAUCCUGAUAUCCACUUCAAGUACAUUGAAGCUGCUGCUAAAACUGGCCAAAUUAAGGAGGUAGAACGCGUGACUCGGGAAUCAAACUUUUAUGACCCUGAAAAGACAAAGAACUUUCUGAUGGAAGCCAAGCUUCCAGAUGCACGUCCUCUGAUUAAUGUUUGUGAUCGUUUUGGUUUUGUUCCGGAUCUCACCCAUUACCUUUACACAAGUAACAUGCUUCGAUAUAUUGAAGGUUAUGUUCAAAAGGUCAAUCCAGGAAAUGCUCCUUUAGUUGUAGGGCAGCUCUUAGAUGACGAGUGCCCUGAAGAUUUCAUCAAAGGUCUUAUUCUUUCAGUUCGUUCUCUUCUUCCUGUUGAGCCCCUAGUGGAGGAAUGUGAGAAGAGGAAUCGUCUCCGCUUGCUCACUCAGUUCUUAGAGCACCUUGUGAGUGAGGGAAGCCAGGAUGUGCAUGUUCACAAUGCUCUGGGUAAAAUCAUCAUUGACAGCAAUAAUAAUCCAGAGCAUUUUCUCACAACCAAUCCAUACUAUGAUUCUCGUGUUGUGGGAAAAUAUUGUGAGAAAAGGGAUCCUACUCUUGCUGUUGUUGCUUACCGCAGAGGGCAAUGUGAUGAAGAACUUAUAAAUGUCACAAAUAAAAACUCGUUAUUCAAACUGCAGGCCAGAUAUGUGGUGGAAAGGAUGGAUUCUGACCUCUGGGAUAAAGUUCUUAUUCCUGAAAAUGAGUAUAGAAGGCAGCUAAUUGAUCAAGUUGUGUCGACUGCUUUGCCUGAAAGCAAGAGUCCUGAGCAAGUGUCAGCAGCUGUUAAAGCUUUUAUGACAGCAGAUCUUCCACAUGAACUAAUUGAGCUUCUUGAGAAGAUUGUGCUUCAAAAUUCUGCAUUUAGUGGAAACUUUAAUCUGCAGAAUCUGCUGAUCCUUACUGCCAUCAAGGCUGAUCCAUCAAGAGUUAUGGAUUACAUUAAUAGGUUAGAUAAUUUUGAUGGACCUGCUGUUGGGGAGGUGGCUGUGGAAGCUCAAUUGUAUGAAGAAGCAUUUGCCAUCUUUAAAAAGUUCAAUUUGAACGUUCAGGCUGUGAGUGUCCUGUUGGAUAACAUUCGUAGCAUUGAACGAGCUGUGGAGUUUGCUUUUCGGGUUGAGGAAGAUGCUGUUUGGAGUCAAGUGGCCAAGGCCCAAUUGCGAGAGGGGCUAGUGAGUGAUGCUAUUGAGUCAUUUAUCCGUGCGGAUGAUGCCACCCAAUUUUUAGAUGUCAUACGGGCUGCUGAGGAUGCGAAUGUAUACCAUGACUUGGUGAAAUACCUUCUGAUGGUUAGGCAGAAGACCAAAGAACCCAAAGUGGACAGUGAACUCAUUUAUGCAUAUGCUAAGAUUGAUCGGCUCAGUGACAUUGAAGAGUUCAUUCUCAUGCCAAAUGUUGCUAAUCUCCAGAAUGUUGGAGAUCGUUUAUAUGAUGAAGCCCUAUAUGAGGCGGCAAAGAUUAUAUAUGCAUUCAUUUCUAACUGGGCUAAGCUCGCCGUUACCUUGGUAAAGCUUAAACAGUUCCAAGGUGCUGUUGAUGCAGCUCGGAAAGCCAAUAGCUCGAAAACAUGGAAGGAAGUUUGCUUUGCGUGUGUUGAUGCUGAGGAAUUCCGCUUGGCUCAGAUAUGUGGUCUUAACAUCAUCAUACAGGUGGAUGAUUUAGAAGAGGUUAGUGAGUAUUACCAGAACAGGGGAUGCUUUAAUGAGCUCAUAUCUCUCAUGGAGAGUGGACUAGGCUUGGAACGUGCUCAUAUGGGAAUCUUUACUGAGUUGGGAGUUCUAUAUGCAAGAUAUCGUCCUGAGAAGCUUAUGGAGCACAUUAAAUUGUUCUCAACACGUCUGAAUAUUCCAAAGCUCAUACGAGCUUGUGAUGAACAGCAGCACUGGCAGGAAUUAACUUACUUAUACAUCCAAUAUGAUGAGUUUGACAAUGCCGCAACCACCGUAAUGAACCACUCCCCAGAAGCAUGGGAUCAUAUGCAAUUCAAGGAUGUGAUAGUCAAAGUUGCAAGUGUUGAGCUCUACUAUAAGGCUGUGCAUUUCUACUUGCAAGAACAUCCUGAUCUUAUCAAUGAUCUUCUUAAUGUGAUUGCCUUACGUGUUGACCAUGCCCGUGUGGUGGAUAUAAUGCGAAAGGCUGGUCACCUCCGUCUUGUGAAGCCAUACAUGGUUGCAGUUCAGAGUAACAAUGUUUCUGCCGUAAACGAAGCUUUAAAUGAGAUCUACAUAGAGGAAGAGGACUAUGACAGACUUCGUGAAUCAAUUGAUCUGCAUGAUAACUUUGAUCAGAUAGGCCUUGCACAGAAGAUUGAGAAACAUGAGCUUCUUGAGAUGAGGCGUGUUGCUGCUUAUAUUUAUAAGAAAGCAGGAAGAUGGAAGCAGUCCAUUGCAUUGUCAAAGAAAGAUAAUCUUUACAAGGAUGCGAUGGAGACAUGUUCACAGUCUGGUGACCGUGAACUUUCAGAGGAGUUGCUUGUCUAUUUCAUUGAGCAGGGAAAGAAAGAGUGUUUUGCAUCAUGCCUCUUUGUUUGUUAUGAUUUAAUUCGGCCAGAUGUUGCUCUUGAGCUAGCAUGGAUGAACAAUAUGAUUGACUUUUCCUUCCCCUACCUAUUGCAGUUUGUUCGAGAGUACACAAGCAAGGUAGAUGAACUUGUCAAGGGCAAACUUGAGGCUCAAAAGGAGGUCAAAGCUAAAGAGUCAGAGGAGAAGGACAUGGUUGCUCAGCAGAAUAUGUAUGCUCAGUUGUUGCCUCUCGCAUUGCCUGCGCCACCAAUGCCAGGAAUGGGUGGAGGUUUCGCUCCACCACCACCUAUGGGUGGGAUGGGGAUGCCUCCAAUGCCACCUUAUGGCAUGCCAUCCAUGGGCUCAUACUGAUCUCUGGUUUGUUGAACAUACAAGAGAAAACUUUUACAUUGUGUAGCUAGUCCGGAUUUCUUGUUAAACCGUUUACAUUUAUGACUGGUGCAAAUUGAACCAUUUGUGCCGAAUAUUCUCAUCUCUUGUCAGUACUUACAUCUUUUGUAGGGUUAGUUGUUUUGAAUUAAUUGGUUUGCAUAACAAAGCUUCAUUUCCUUGGCGGUCAAGGCUGAGCUGAGCAGGCGGUGUUGGACUGAUCUUUCUGAGACCUUGGAAUGGCCAAACCUGGCUGUGGGUGGGCAAGCUGUCACGUGUAUAGGUUUUUUUCUUUUUUUUUUUAAAGAUCAUUGUAUCUUUAUCUUUUUAGCACCGAGACUCUUACAUAUUUGGGUCUCACUGAGGGUUUAGAAAUUUUGUACACACUAAUGCCCUUGUAUUACAGUUUUAAUCUCUAAGUUUUAUGAUUAAUUCUGAAUCUCGAUUAUGUUCUUUUUUGGCCAAA